Vigna umbellata (rice bean) is the source of this 1304-nucleotide messenger RNA. RefSeq lists its product as uncharacterized. Gene Ontology annotation, molecular function: DNA binding; protein dimerization activity. Lineage: Eukaryota; Viridiplantae; Streptophyta; Magnoliopsida; Fabales; Fabaceae. The record is from RefSeq and is a predicted model, not a curated record.
UUUUCAUUCGUGAAUUCUCAUAGUUGGAAGUUUCCAAAAGGAACUUUUUUCUCUUUUUAUCAUCGAAAGCAGUUUGCUUUUUCUUCAAGAAAAUUCUUGAAUAUGGGUCGUCCAAAAUUGAUUUUGAAACCCAUCACAAAUGGGAGAGAUCGUGAUUUGGCUUUGAUGAAGAGAAAGAAGGCAUUAUUGAAGACAAUGUCUGAAUUUUGUAGUGUGUGUGGAGUGAAAGCUUGUUUGAUUAUGUAUGAUGGCAAAGGUGAUUCUCCACCAUUGACUUGGCCCCAAGACCCCAUUGAGAUGCACUCCAUCAUUCAAAGGUAUGAGCGUAUGGUGUAUGAGAAAAUUCCUAAGAACUUUGAUCUCAAUAACUUUUUUGAGACGAGGAAGAACAUGGUUGACAGUGAGAUUGCCAAAGUUCAGAAAGAGAUCCUUGAGACCAAAUAUCCCACUUGGCAUCCAUGCUUCAACAACCUUGGUGCUGAAGAAUUGAAGAAUUUCAUAGCUAGAUUGGACAGUAAGCUUGAAGCAUGUAAUCAACGAACAGUAAUGUUCAAAUGCAAGAAACAAGAUGAAGCCCAAUUCAAUUUCAAGCAAUGCCUGAUUCAACCAGAAUGUGUUGCUCCAAAUCCAACCCAACUGGUUGUCAUGAAGGAUAUUCUCCAAAACCAACUUCCUUUUGCUCCAAUGAACCCACUUAAUGGUAACCUUGCACCAUCUUUCCAACACAAUUCUGAAAAAGGCUCUAGUUCUCAAUCCCAAAAGCUUAACUUUGAUCCAAAUCUCAUGCAAUUGAAGGAAGAGAACAAAGGAGUGGUGGAUACAUCCAAUGCAUGCCAAACUGAUGUGCUUAAAAAUCCUUCAAAUAAAUUUGAUGUGCCUUAUGAUUUUCUUGAUGAGUCCUUUAAUCUUUUUGACCAACUUGGUGAAAUACAAAGCUUGAAUCAACAUUGGGGGAAUAAUCAACAGGAUGCACUUGUGGUUGGAGGAAGUAUCACAACAAUGAAUGGUGGUGUUACCGAUGAUACAAAUUUUCAUGGAAAUCAAUACAAUACAGAGACCUCUCUUUGCAAUUACAAUGGAGUUAUGCAAUCCUAUAACUAUGACGCAUCAUGGCAGGAUAUUGGUUUUCAGCAACAGAAUCUGCAGCAAAUGGUAACUUUACCUUCAUUUCAACCAUCAGUAGAUAAAUUCAAGCAGAUCACCACAACAGAGAGCUUAAAAAUCUGUUAUCCUAACAUAUGACUUAAAUAAUAUUUGUGGUUCUUUUUUACUCUGUCUUUAUAUUAUGUUAAAUACUCAUGGUU